AUUUAGUUUCCGCACUCCCUCAAUUGCGCUGCUCCAACAUGCACACGAACGGAGACCAGUCAGACGGCAUGAAUGGCGCCAACACUACCAAUGGCACGUCAAAGAGCCCCAAACUGCUAUGGAGACAUCCUUCCCCGCAGUCGACGCCCAUGUUCCAGUUCCUGGACAACGUAAAUCAGAAGUACGGCCUGCAAUUAUCGAAUUAUGAAGAGCUCCACAAGUGGAGCAUUGAUCAUAUUGACAAGCUCUGGAGCCGCGUUUGGGGUUUUGUAGGCGUCAGGGCGAACACCCAGGCGGUAAAAGUGGUGGACCCUAAGGCGCCAAUGUUUCCUCGCCCGGCCUUUUUCGAAGGUGCAAUGCUCAACUUCGCGGAGAACUUACUUUUCCCUGCUCAAGAGGUCGACCCUGAAAGUACCGCCAUAAUCGCCGCCACCGAAACAUCCCGCGAGGUUGUAACGUGGAGGGAGCUAAGAGAGCGAGUUACACACUGCCAAGCAGGUAUGAUAGCUUUGGGGUUGAAAGAUGGAGAUCGAGUAGCCGCCUACGUGGCAAACCAUACCAAUGCGCUGGUAGCCAUGCUAGCAGCGACUUCUUUGGGAGGCCUUUGGACUGCUGUUAGCCCUGAUACUGGGGUUCAUGCUGUACUGGAACGUCUGCGGCAAAUCGAACCCGCUAUCCUCUUUGCGGAUAAUGCAGCAUUCUAUAACGGUCGAAGCCAUCCAGUCUUACCCAAGGUGGGCGAAAUCGCGUCGGCGCUACCAUCUCUCAAGGCCGUCGUAGUGUUUCCCACUGUACCAUCCGUGGACUCCUCCAUCGACUCCAUAGAGGUACCGUCUGGGAAAGCGUACGAAUACAAGGCUUUCACUUCCUUGAAGCCUACGGUGGAGCUUACCUUCAAACGCCUCCCUCCGGAUCACCCCGUCUACAUUCUCUACUCAUCAGGAACCACUGGAGCGCCCAAAUGUAUCGUCCACGGCGCCAUUGGCACGCUUCUCCAGCAUAAAAAAGAGCACAUUCUCCACUGUUCCAUAACUCCUCAGUCCCGACUGUUUUACUUUACCACUUGUACUUGGAUGAUGUGGCAUUGGCUCGUUUCCGGGCUAGCAUCAGGGGCUACGCUCGUAUUGUAUGACGGCUCGCCCUUCCGAUACGUUGAUUCGACAGAUCCGCCCACUUCAGUUCCUGAUGACCUUGCAAUGCACCGCCUGAUCGAUGAAAUGGGUAUCACACAUUUCGGCACUUCGGCCAAAUACCUCUCAGUCCUCGAACAAAAGUCUGUCUCGCCUCAGUCCGCGGGCCUCUCGCUCAACACAUUAGAAGCUAUCUACUCCACUGGCUCACCUUUAGCGCCUUCGACGUUCAACUACGUCUAUUCCGCGUUUCCUCCGACCAUUAACUUAGGAAGCAUAACAGGCGGCACAGACAUCAUUUCGCUAUUCGGCGCCCCAAAUCCGCUGCUCCCAGUCUACGAGGGCGAAAUCCAAGGUCUAGGCCUGGGCAUGGCCAUUGCGGCGUUCGAUUACGCAGGUCAGGAUAUUACCUCCACGGGAGAACCGGGCGAUCUUGUUUGUACAAAGCCAUUCAUAUGCCAGCCCGUUAGCUUCUGGGGCAAGGAGGGCGAGAAGAAGUAUCGCAGCAGCUACUUCGAAAAGUUUGAGAAUAGUAGAGGAGAACCGGUAUGGCAUCAUGGUGACUUCAUUCGAUUUAACCCCGAAACCGGAGGUCUAUGGAUGCUUGGACGCAGCGACGGCAUUCUCAAGCCCGCAGGCAUCCGAUUCGGGUCCGCUGAAAUCUACAACGUCGUACUUGAGCAUUUUGCAGAGGAGGUCGCUGACGCUCUUUGCAUCGGAAGGAGGAGAGACCACGAUACUGACGAGACUGUCUGUCUGUUCUUGAAGAUGGCGGACGGCAAGCGGUUUUCAUCAGAGCUUGUUGAUGGAAUCAAGGCUAUGGUCAGGAAAGCGCUAAGUGCCCGACACGUCCCUGGGGUCGUAGACGAAUGCCCUGAAAUUCCGGUUACUACCAAUGGGAAAAAGGUUGAAGGGGCUGUCAAGCAGAUCCUGUGCGGCAUGAAUGUGAAGACCUCAGCGAGUGUUGCGAAUGCUGAGUGCUUGGACUGGUAUAGAGAGUGGGCCAGAGGUAACUAAGCCGUAGGGCUUGCGCUAGGAUACAGAACUGAUCUAGGAGGAGGACCUUGCUGAUUGCUUAGAAAUGUUUCCACCUAGUCUCAACUAGCAGUGCAUACCCGCACUGGAGCAAACGACGUUCCAUCCCGACACAUAAGUUCAAGUUCUUGUCUCCCUUCCUUAGUCAUCUUAGCAAGUC
This is a messenger RNA of Trematosphaeria pertusa, 2325 nucleotides long. Its product is annotated as acetoacetate-CoA ligase. Gene Ontology annotation, cellular component: cytosol. Lineage: Eukaryota; Fungi; Ascomycota; Dothideomycetes; Pleosporales; Trematosphaeriaceae. Gene Ontology annotation, biological process: lipid metabolic process. The transcript is spliced from 3 exons. Gene Ontology annotation, molecular function: acetoacetate-CoA ligase activity. The record is from RefSeq and is a predicted model, not a curated record. Bases 39 to 2147 code for a protein of 702 amino acids.